UAAUUGUUCGCUCUCGAUCUCAUUUUUUCUUCCCACAAAGCGAGAGAGAGCGAGAAAGAGAGUGAGAGCGGAGAAAGUUGGCGUGGAGAAGAAUGGAUGCGUACGAGAAGUUGGAGAAAGUGGGGGAGGGAACUUACGGGAAGGUCUACAAAGCCAGAGAGAAGGCCACGGAUAAGAUCGUGGCGCUCAAGAAGACUAGAUUGCCGGAAGACGAUGAGGGUGUGCCAGCAACCACUCUCCGGGAGGUUUCUCUCCUCCGGAUGCUCUCAUUAGACUCGCAUAUCGUCAGGCUGUUGGAUUUGAAACAGGGCCAGAACAAAAAAGGGCAGUCGAUUCUCUAUCUAGUCUUUGAGUAUAUGGAUGCUGAUCUUAAGAAAUAUAUCAGAAGCUUUCGCCAAAAUCACGAGCUGAUUCCCUCCCAAAUUGUUAAGACCCUUAUGUAUCAACUUUGCAAGGGCAUUGCAUUCUGCCAUGGCCAUGGAGUACUUCACAGGGAUCUGAAGCCUCACAACAUUUUACUGGAUCGAAAGACAAUGAUGCUCAAGAUAGCAGACCUAGGGCUUAGUCGAUCUUAUACUCUUCCUGUUAAGAAAUAUACUCACGAGAUCUUGACGCUUUGGUAUAGGGCUCCCGAAGUGCUUCUUGGGGCUAAAACCUAUGCAGCACCAGUUGAUAUCUGGUCGGUUGGCUGCAUAUUUGCUGAACUAGUGACAACACAAGCACUCUUUACUGGAGAUUCAGAGUUACAGCAGCUCCUCCACAUUUUCAGGCUACUCGGUACACCAAAUGAAGAAGUUUGGCCAGGAGUGAGCAAACUAGCAAACUGGCACGAGUAUCCUCAGUGGACCCCAAAGAGCCUAUCAUCUGCAGUUCCUACACUUGAUGCGGAUGGCAUUGAUCUGCUUUCGAAAAUGUUGAUGUACGAGCCACUCAAGAGGAUUUCUGGAAGGAAGGCUAUGGAGCAUCCUUACUUUGAUGGUCUGGACAAAGAAUCCCUGUGAGGGUUGUUCUUCUAUUCUAGAAAGAUUACUUUUUUCCUAUGAAUGUUUCAAAGCUGUUUGCUUCCUUCUGCACUGCAGCUGUUUGCAGUGAUUACUAGUUUUUUAGCAAUGAAGCACAAGUUUGGUAAUGUUUGUACUCAAAACUUUUAACUAACACCAAUUAUUCUAGUGGUGUUACUAACUACUGUUGUUUUGUGAAGGCCUGCAGGCUAGUCUAUUUGGUGGUCGAUCUUCUGUA
Dendrobium catenatum is the source of this 1239-nucleotide messenger RNA. Its product is annotated as cyclin-dependent kinase B2-1. The record is from RefSeq and is a predicted model, not a curated record. Gene Ontology annotation, cellular component: nucleus; cytoplasm; cyclin-dependent protein kinase holoenzyme complex. Gene Ontology annotation, molecular function: cyclin binding; ATP binding; cyclin-dependent protein serine/threonine kinase activity. The transcript is spliced from 8 exons. NCBI's taxonomy places the organism in Eukaryota, Viridiplantae, Streptophyta, Magnoliopsida, Asparagales, Orchidaceae. Bases 93 to 1001 code for a protein of 302 amino acids. Gene Ontology annotation, biological process: regulation of G2/M transition of mitotic cell cycle; signal transduction; protein phosphorylation.